Messenger RNA from Nerophis ophidion (straightnose pipefish), 2210 nucleotides. RefSeq names its product zinc finger protein 135-like. The record is from RefSeq and is a predicted model, not a curated record. The transcript is spliced from 3 exons. Gene Ontology annotation, molecular function: DNA-binding transcription factor activity, RNA polymerase II-specific; RNA polymerase II cis-regulatory region sequence-specific DNA binding. Gene Ontology annotation, cellular component: nucleus. NCBI's taxonomy places the organism in Eukaryota, Metazoa, Chordata, Actinopteri, Syngnathiformes, Syngnathidae. Bases 123 to 1232 code for a protein of 369 amino acids. Gene Ontology annotation, biological process: central nervous system development; regulation of transcription by RNA polymerase II.
CACUGGGACAAUAGUGAGUGGUGCACACUUCCUUCGCCCGGCCACAGAAGACAAAAAAGAGUUGCUGGUGUAACAAUAGGAAGAAUAUAUUCCACUCCUCUCUUGUACACGCGGCUUAUGAGAUGAACGCUCGUCAAGAAGAACGUCCCCUUCAGCAGCAGGAGGAUCCACAGCCCCCCCACAUUAAAGAGGAAGAGGAGGAAGUGUGGAUGAGUCAGGAGGGAGAGUGUCCUGUAGGGCAGGAGGAGGCUGAUGUCAGCAAGUUUCCACUGACUGUUGUCUCUGUGAAGACUGAAGAGCAUGAAGACAAACCACCUGAGUCCUCACAGCUUCAUCACAGUCCAAACGUCUGUGGAGAACAACGUCUGCCUGAAAAAAAGGAGUAUAGCUUCAGGAUGGUGAAGGAGGAUCCUUCACAGACCCUUCCCUGUAAAAAGGAAGAGGAAGACUCACUGAUGCCCCACAUUAAAGAGGAAGAGGAGGAACACAGCAUCAGUCAGGUGGGAGAUCAUCUUGAAGGACUGGUGGAGUUCCCAGUGACUGGUGUCCCUGUGAAGAGUGAAGAUGAUGAGGUGAAAGGUGAAAGUGAGGAGAGGGGAGGGGGGGAGCCUCCAAGCAGCAGCUCAACACAACACAUGACAACAGAAGCUGAUGGAGACCACUGUGGAGGAUCACAAGCAGACAAGCUCUUAGCUCCACUAUCAGAUAGUGAGGACACAACGUCACACUCUCCUGACACUGAUGAUGAAGACUCUAAAGAUGAUAAGACAUGUCACACUGACAACACUCACUUCACAUCUUCUCACUGUCACAAAACUUUUAAAUACCAUUGUCAUCUGAAAAGACACAUGAGAACGCACACUGGAGAAAAACCUUUUUCUUGCUCAGUAUGUGGUAAAGGUUUUGCACAAAGUCACCAUUUGAAAGUACACAUGAGAACACACACUGGUGAAAAAACAUUUUCUUGUUCAAUCUGUGGUAAAAGUUUUGCACAAAGUCAGGAUUUGAAAAGACACAUGAGAACACACACUGGAGAAAAACCAUUUUCUUGUUCAAUCUGUGGUAAAGGUUUUACAGAAAGUAAUAAUUUGAAAAGACACAAGAGAACACACACUGGAGAAAAACAUUUUUCCUGUUUAACCUGUGGCAAAGGUUUUAGAGAAAGUCAACAUUUGAAAGUACACAUGAGAACACACACUGGCGAAAAACCUUUUUUCCUGUUCAAUCUGUAGUAAAGGUUUUGUACAAAGUAACAGUUUCAAAGUACACAUGAGAACACACACUGGUGAAAAAUCGCAUUCUUGUUCAAUCUGCAACAAAAGCUUUUGUGACCGAUCAAACCUUUUAGCACACAUGAGAAGACACCCAGGAGAGAAAGUGUUGAGUUGCAGUGUGUGUGGUGAAAGAUUGUCUUCUAAGUACCAGUGUAAGAAACACAAGUGUGCUGGUGAGAACAGCAGCAGCAAAUGAAACUGCAGGAUUUGAAAUAAACCGUCAAGACUUUCAUUUUGACUUUCUAACAGGAUAGGAUAAGAUAGGAUAGGAUAGGAAAGGAUAUGUCUUUAUUGUCAUUGCACAAGUACAACUAAACGUUGUUUUCAGCACAAACCUGCUCAAGAUUAGACAAACAAACAGUGUACAGGGUUACAGAACAAGAACGUUGAUGGGUCGCCAUUAGGCGCCCCUUAAAAGAUGGGAAAAAGGUUAACGCUGGGGAAGGAUGAGUAAAAAAAUACAAUCCAGACUGGGCUCCUAAGGGGGCCCAGUCUGGAGUGGAAAAAAACCUCCAUAGCAAAGCACAUAUACAUAUCACAACAAACAUCUCGAGAUAUCUAGCAACAGAGAGUAGGUAGUUCAAGGUCAUGGUGGUAGGCCGCAGCUCUCAGGCGCUGACCAUCCAUUCAUCACCGUUGCGUCGAUGGCGUUGGGUUGGGGGGUGUGGGGGGUAUGUGUGGCGUAUAUUUUUUUGUGGAUGUAUGUGUGUGUGUGUGUGUGUGUAAGCCCGCAGUGUGUCUUUGUUCCGCGGCCUUGAUGAUUUGUACUGUCUUGUCCAAAGUCCACAACAACAGGUGUGUGUCCAUGAGAGACAAAAAGGGAGUUUGUUGUGUGUUCGCUGCGCUGUCCUUUGGGAGAAUCUCGAAACCAAGGAAACAAUCCAAGUUAGAAUGAUUUGUAUGCGAGUGAAAAUAAAAUUUGAUUUUCACUCUAAA